GCGGUGUUUUAGCCGGUGGCUGCUGUUUCUGGGCGGGCCGUGGCAGGCUCCCGAGGUGGGGGCCGGGGCGGGAUGGCUGCAGCGGCGGCCGGGGCCGGGAGCGGGCCCUGGGCGGCCCAGGAGAAGCAGUUCCCGCCGGCGCUGCUGAGUUUCUUCAUCUACAACCCGCGCUUCGGGCCGCGCGAAGGAGAGGAGGAAAAUAAGAUUUUAUUUUAUCAUCCAAAUGAGGUAGAAAAGAAUGAGAAGAUUAGAAAUGUCGGAUUGUGUGAAGCUAUUGUACAGUUUACAAGGACAUUUAGCCCAUCAAAACCUGCAAAAUCUUUACAUACACAGAAGAACAGACAGUUCUUCAAUGAACCAGAAGAAAAUUUCUGGAUGGUCAUGGUUGUUCGGAAUCCUAUAAUUGAAAAACAGAGUAAAGAUGGAAAACCAGUUCUUGAAUAUCAAGAGGAGGAGUUGUUGGACAAGGUUUAUAGCUCGGUGCUGCGGCAGUGCUACAGCAUGUACAAGCUUUUUAAUGGUACAUUUCUGAAAGCCAUGGAAGACGGAGGCGUCAAGCUUCUGAAAGAAAGAUUAGAGAAAUUCUUCCAUCGGUAUUUGCAAACGCUACAUUUGCAGUCAUGUGACCUACUUGACAUUUUUGGUGGAAUCAGCUUCUUCCCGUUGGAUAAAAUGACUUAUUUGAAAAUCCAGUCCUUUAUUAACAGAAUGGAGGAAAGCCUGAAUAUAGUCAAAUACACUGCUUUUCUCUAUAACGAUCAGCUCAUCUGGAGUGGAUUAGAACAAGAUGACAUGAGAAUUUUAUACAAAUACCUUACCACCUCCCUUUUUCCAAGGCACAUCGAACCUGAGUUAGCAGGAAGGGAUUCUCCAAUAAGAGCAGAAAUGCCAGGAAAUCUUCAACACUAUGGAAGAUUUCUUACCGGACCCUUGAACCUCAAUGAUCCAGAUGCAAAAUGCAGAUUCCCCAAAAUUUUUGUAAAUACAGAUGACACUUAUGAAGAGCUCCAUUUAAUUGUUUAUAAGGCCAUGAGUGCGGCUGUGUGCUUUAUGAUCGACGCCUCUAUCCACCCAACGUUGGAUUUUUGCCGAAGACUGGACAGCAUCGUUGGGCCCCAGCUCACAGUGCUGGCCUCUGACAUCUGCGAGCAGUUUAACAUCAACAAGAGGAUGUCUGGGUCUGAGAAAGAACCCCAGUUUAAGUUUAUCUACUUCAACCACAUGAAUCUCGCCGAGAAGAGCACAGUUCACAUGAGGAAAACGCCCAGCGUGUCGCUCACUUCCGUGCACCCGGAUUUAAUGAAGAUUCUCGGGGACAUCAACAGUGACUUUACCAGAGUGGAUGAAGAUGAGGAGAUCAUUGUGAAGGCCAUGAGUGAUUACUGGGUUGUUGGAAAGAAGUCUGAUCGGCGGGAGCUCUAUGUUAUUUUGAAUCAAAAAAAUGCAAACCUGAUUGAAGUAAAUGAAGAGGUCAAGAAACUUUGUGCAACGCAGUUCAACAACAUCUUCUUCUUGGAUUGACGGAUGACGGCUCACCGAGAGCUUAUCUAAAAACCACUCUGCAAACGUGGUCACAUGCAAGUUAGUGGUCAUAUGACGGACUGCAUUCAGGACAAGGGUAAAGCAAUACUUGCUUUGAAGAAUCACAUUUCGACUCGGUCUGCUGAUCUGAGGUUUUUAGAUUUUAAAUAUUUAUGUGGAAUUAAUUAAAGGUAGUUGGCUAUAUUGCUAUCAUUUCAUUCUUUUGACAUUAUGUGAAUAUUUUACUGGAAAAUAAGACUAAUAAAUUGUUAAAAGCUUUUAAAA
Molecule: messenger RNA, 1806 nt
Organism: Pan troglodytes (chimpanzee)
Lineage: Eukaryota; Metazoa; Chordata; Mammalia; Primates; Hominidae
Product: vacuolar fusion protein CCZ1 homolog B
Exons: 15
Coding region: 73-1521 (482 amino acids)
Biological process (GO): vesicle-mediated transport
Cellular component (GO): intracellular membrane-bounded organelle; Mon1-Ccz1 complex
Source: RefSeq, a predicted model, not a curated record